UGACGACAUCACGCUUGAGCGCUCCGUCCGGCGUGUGUUACAAGGAGGGUUUUUUACCUGCUGCACGGUUACAGAGAGAAAUGGCGAGCUGGUGUGUACGAGCGGUGAGACAGAGCUACUCUGUCGUUGCUUCACCUGCGCUGAUCAGAGCAUCUCCGAGGUUGUUAUGCACGGCCACGCAGCAGAAGAACGGUCAGGGACCAGAGGAGGAGGCCGAGAAGCCGGAGCUGAACUCAGCGGAGAAAGUCCUGAUGGAGGAGAAGACCCAGCUGGGGGAGCAGCUCAAGGAUAUGACGGAAAAGUACAAGCGGGCCUUAGCAGACACAGAGAACCUCAGGACGAGGAGUCAGAAGAUGAUGGAAGACGCUAAAUUAUACGGGAUACAAGGCUUCUGUAAAGACCUGCUGGAGGUGGCGGACAUCCUGGAGAAAGCCAUGGAGAGCGUCCCCAAAGAGGAGGUGACGGGCCAGAACCCUCACCUGAAGAACCUGUACGACGGCCUGGUGAUGACCGAAGUCCAGAUCCAGAAGGUGUUCACCAAACACGGCCUGGUCAAACUCAACCCCGAUGGCCAGAAGUUCGACCCCUACGAGCACGAGGCGCUCUUCCACGCGCCCGUCGAGGGCAAGGAGCCAGGCAGCGUCGCCGUGGUGACCAAAGUGGGCUACAAACUUCACGGUCGCACCCUCAGGCCGGCGUUGGUGGGCGUGGCCAAAGCCCCCUAGAAAUGAUCAUGUAACUUUGACAAAGUGAGAUUUGUUUGGUUGCCUUGGCGAUGGAGGAGCUCAGGUGCAGCAGACUGGUCAAGGCACCCUGUCCCACCUUUCCCCCCCCCACCACAUUUCCUUCCUUUCAUUGGCCCACCCUGAGGUGCCUCAGAGACACAGGACCCCAACUGAGCUGCACUUUGUAUCUGGACUAUCUCCACCAGUUUUUAAGAUGCAUAAUAACAUUUCAGCUGAGUCACUUCAGAGACAGAAGUAUAUAUAGAGUUUAUAAUAAAAUACUCGCCAUAUUCAGGUGCAGACACACACAUCGACCUAGAAGAGAAGCAGGUGAAAAAUGAAGUAUAAAAAAUCCAUCCACAAAUCAAAAAAACGGCUAAUUCUGACCUGCUGGUGUCAUUCCAGACUUUAGAUUCACACCUUCAUAAUCUUAAAUGUGACUUUUCAUGUUUGUGAGUUUAAAAAUGUAUCAUAUGAAUAAAGGCAGAACUGUACUUUGAAGAUCAGAAAAAAGGUCUGAGGUGUUACUUGGUACUGAGGUGGGCUUUCGUUUCACCACAGUGCAGCUCUGGACGAUGCUGUAAAAAGUCAUUAGCAUGUGUACAGACGGUAGUUUGAACCAUCACAGCAUCAGAAUAAAGUGACCAACUAUAAAAAG
Labrus bergylta (ballan wrasse) is the source of this 1383-nucleotide messenger RNA. RefSeq names its product GrpE-like 1, mitochondrial (gene grpel1). NCBI's taxonomy places the organism in Eukaryota, Metazoa, Chordata, Actinopteri, Labriformes, Labridae. Gene Ontology annotation, molecular function: protein-folding chaperone binding; adenyl-nucleotide exchange factor activity; protein homodimerization activity. The record is from RefSeq and is a predicted model, not a curated record. Gene Ontology annotation, cellular component: PAM complex, Tim23 associated import motor. Gene Ontology annotation, biological process: protein folding; protein import into mitochondrial matrix.